AAAAAUGUGCCAUUCACACAGUUGGUCACAAUCUGCUUCUUUUUCUUCUUCUUAAAGAACGCUCUGCAACUCGCACACCAAAUUCCCAAUCCACCGCAUUCACAGAGCUUCCAUGUCUUUCUCCGCCACUUUCCCGUCUCCAAUCAAUGUUUGCUCCAAAACCUCAACUGGUUUCUGCUAUUCCCUUGCUUCAUGGCCUUCCAUGGCCGCUAAUUUGAUUCCUUCAGUCAAAUCCUCGCUCGCCGCUUCGAAGUCGCCUUUUCUGCGCCAUAAUUUGCCUAUGCAGUCCUCAAUUUCUCGGGCUGUGCUUUCGAAAGCUCAAUUUUCUGGUGUUUCUGCUAGAGCUGCUACGGAGAAGAGUAUUUACGAUUUCACUGUUAAGGAUAUUGAUGGCAAAGAUGUUUCUUUGAACAAGUUCAAAGGGAAGGUUCUCCUGAUAGUUAACGUAGCUUCUAGAUGUGGCUUGACUACUGCAAAUUACUCAGAACUGUCACACUUGUAUGAGAAGUACAAAGCUCAAGGAUUAGAGAUUUUGGCUUUUCCUUGCAACCAAUUUGGGGGCCAAGAACCUGGAUCCAAUCCAGAAAUCAAGCAGUUUGCCUGCUCAAGGUUCAAAGCAGAGUUCCCAAUUUUUGACAAGGUUGAUGUCAAUGGUCCAAAUACUGCUCCAGUAUAUCAGUUUCUCAAGUCAAGUGCUGGAGGGUUUUUAGGCGAUCUUAUCAAGUGGAACUUUGAGAAAUUUUUGGUGGACAAAAAUGGUAAAGUAGUUGAGAGAUACCCACCAACAACAUCGCCGUUUCAAAUUGAGAAGGAUAUCCAAAAGCUUGUUGCCGCCUAAAAUGUGGAGCUGAUGGGAAAAGUUUGUAGCAGUUAAAUAUUAGAGGAAGAAAAGAAAUGAACAGAUGUACAUAUGUUUACCGUCAGUGGCUCAGUCCAAUUGUCGGUGUUGUAUACGUGUGAAAUUUGUAUUUACUUCAUCUCUUUUCAUGUUUUUAUAACAAUAUCAUAAUAUUAUUAUUGGUAUAAUGAUCCAAUUUGAGAAUUA
Molecule: messenger RNA, 1045 nt
Organism: Benincasa hispida (wax gourd)
Lineage: Eukaryota; Viridiplantae; Streptophyta; Magnoliopsida; Cucurbitales; Cucurbitaceae
Source: RefSeq, a predicted model, not a curated record